Messenger RNA from Lottia gigantea (owl limpet), 888 nucleotides. RefSeq lists its product as hypothetical. Lineage: Eukaryota; Metazoa; Mollusca; Gastropoda; Lottiidae. Gene Ontology annotation, molecular function: neuropeptide binding; neuropeptide Y receptor activity. The record is from RefSeq and is a predicted model, not a curated record. Gene Ontology annotation, biological process: G protein-coupled receptor signaling pathway. The transcript has a single exon. Gene Ontology annotation, cellular component: plasma membrane; neuron projection. The annotation marks the transcript as partial.
GUUAUGGCCCUUUUUAUAACUCUUUAUUCAGUUAUAUUUCUCUUAGGCUUAAGUGGUAAUGCUCUUGUCGUGUUCGUUGUUUUGAGAAACAAGGCGAUGCAAACUAUCACCAAUAUUUUUAUAACCAAUUUAGCCAUAUCGGAUGUGCUCAUGUGUCUAUUAGCUGUUCCUUUUACGCCCAUUUCAUACUUUUUAAACUCUUGGAUCUUUGGUGAUGCUCUGUGUCACUUGGUCCCCAUGAUUCUAUGUAUCAGUGUCUAUGUAUCGACUUUAACUUCAACAGCUAUAGCUGUCGAUAGAUACUUUGUAAUAGUGUACCCAUUUAAACCGAGAAUGAAGGUAUACAUGUGUGUUCUAAUGAUUAUCGCUAUUUGGAUAAUAUCUGUGUCGAUUUCUUUACCAUUAGGUAUUUAUCAACAAGUCAAAUAUGAAAAUGAAACUCUAGCAUGUACUGAGGAGUGGCCACGGACCCAAGCCAGACAAUUCUUUACUGUAACAAGUCUAGUUCUUCAGUAUCUAGUGCCUUGUAGCAUCAUUAGUUUCUGUUAUACAAUGGUGUCAUUGGCAUUAAAAAGAAGGACACUAGUUAAGAUAGGAACUGGAACACGUACACGAGAAAGAGACGAACUUGAAAUCCGACGUAAAAAGAGAACCAAUAAAAUGUUAAUCGCUAUGGUCACUAUCUUUGUCUGCUGUUGGAUGCCACUGAACAUUUUUCAUUUAGUUCGUGAAUAUGAGCGAAGUGUUAUGACAUGGUCACAUUUUGCUUUAGUGUUUUUUGUAGCCCAUGUUAUUGCUAUGAGCUCUACCAUAUACAAUCCCUUUCUAUAUGCCUGGAUGAAUGACAAUUUUAAGAAAGAAUUCAGACAAAUAUUACCUUGCCUCUUU